This is a messenger RNA of Ostrea edulis (European flat oyster), 2746 nucleotides long. RefSeq lists its product as uncharacterized. The transcript has 8 exons. Lineage: Eukaryota; Metazoa; Mollusca; Bivalvia; Ostreida; Ostreidae. The record is from RefSeq and is a predicted model, not a curated record. Bases 309 to 2252 code for a protein of 647 amino acids.
CAGUCUGGUGUUUAAAUCAAGAACAUUGCUGUAUUUAGACGACACGAUAUCUGAUUCAUAGCAAUUAAUAUUGAAUAUUUUAAAAGACCGAUUUGUUGGGGGAUCUCCAAUACAGCCUGACUGCCUGUGCCUAAAAAUAACGAUAGCAUUAGUACAGAUUUAUAAUUAUAGGAAUCAUAAAUACUGGACUUCGGGAGUGAGUGAUAGUUUCAAGGUUAUUCAUAAAUGCGUGAGACAGCGUGUUGUUUAUUUUACUAGGAUGAUAAGAUAAAUGUAAACGCUUCUCCCCAGGUGCAACUGAACACAACAUGGCUUCCGUCGUGUGUCCCCAAAACCAAAACCAAUGGAAAGAACGAUCAAAACAUUGUGUUUCCAACGAGCAGAGUUACCAUUGUGUACGGGACGAAUACGGAAAUUAUGUCGAUGCAUGUGUGGGACCGAUAUGGAUUCAACCAGGGAACUGUCCCGUCUUUAACAGUGAAGAGCACCGUUUGGAAUCUGUCGUCUGCCAGUCAUCCGAGGGCACGUGCCCCAAUGGCAUGUACAAAUCUAAUCAAGUCUUCAACUACUCUGCUUGUACAAUGAAUUCCCAACAAAGGCCAACGUCCAUUGCUGAUUCUGUUGCCAUGAACAACCAAUCCACAACGACCGUGCCAAGGUCUUUGGAAGAGUCCACUUCCUGUGGACCAGCGUGUAUGGGCAUAGCUGUUGCAGUGCCUAUAGUGGUCAUCUUACUGGUGGUUGCUGUCGUGUUCUUUAUUAUCAGGAGGAGGGCGGCAUCUAGGGGUGAAAAUAAGGAAAGUCUCCCAAGAAUUUUCCAAAGACUCACCAAAGAUAAAAAGCAGGAAGACACCCACAUUCAGCUAGAAAAUGAGGAACAAGGGAAGAAACUUUUGGAGAACAAACUAGGCGAGCCAGACAUGAUCAAGCCAGAUGACAACAAUCCGUUCUCCGAUGAUAUGAUGGAUGAGGACAUCGAGGAGAACACUCCAUGGAACCACUUCCUCAAAAGCUUAAAUUUGAAAGUGGAUAAACUGUAUAAGCCCCCGGGUGCUGAAAAUCUCGGUACCCGCCUACGAUCUCUGGAGGCGUUGUCCAUUGUUGGCAAAUGGGGCAGUGGCAAAACGACCCUGGCUAAGCAAGCCAUUCUGGACUGUGCGCUGAACUUCGUCAGCAGCACCUGCACAUUUACCACAGUGCACAACAUUUCAGACUGGAAGAAAGGUCUCCAUGACAACUGUACCUGCUUUAUAUACCUCCAGGACUGUAUCAAGGAAUGGUACUCACCAGGCCACGUGGAAGAACUAGCUAAAGGUUUGACUGAUCUGUUCAUUAAUGCUCGUGGGAAAUGCUUUGUGAUUCUCAGCGUAAGGGACACUGUGUGGGAGAAAUAUGAACAUGUCUUAUCACAAUGUGAUAUAUUAAAAGACACUAGACGGCACCUCAUGCAAGACAAGGAGAUUCUGUCUUCCAAAGACUACAGGGAAAUGUUGCACAAACAACUUCAAGCAAACAAUGCCAAGGUAGACAUGUCUGAAAAUAUACCUGUUGAUGACAAAUGUAAGGAGGCUGCUCUUAGUUCUAGGAAAGUGGAACUUCUUGUUGCCAAAGAAAAAGGUGUCUUAGGAUUACCAGAAAUGAUAGCGCUCUCGUGUAAGAAUCGGCGGAUUCUAGUAAAUGUUGAAAGAUUUUGCGCAGAACCAUUUAGUGUAAUAAAAGAGGACUUGAAACAAAUGUCGGAAUCGCCAAAGGUUUCUGAGAAAUACAAAUUCGUGGUGUUAUCCUACGCCAUGAUUCACAAUGGCAGCUUCAGUCUGAGUACGUUGAACCAACACUUACUGAGGUCCAUUAGAACAAUCUUCGCUGUGUUUAGUCCACCGGAUGACUACUUUGAGGAAGCUGCAGAAAAACUCUUGGACGAUUACUUAGAAUUGAGUGUAGACAAAGAGACAUACUACAUCCAACACGAAAUCAUCAGUAGAAUUAUUUUUGAAAUUAUAGCUGAAAGUAGGAUGGAAUUCCUCAUUCAGAAUUGCGAUUCCAAGCUCCUUUUCAACUGUAUUCGACCGGCGACGUUUUCCUUUACGUCUAUAUUCGGUAAACUGAAUAAAGAGCUCGUUGUGGGAAUAGAGCCCUCCCAACAUCAGGCUUUGUGUGCUAGAUUCAAAGAACCUGAAAAUGGAUGUGAAAGCGAAGUUCGCAAACAUGUAAUCAUGGAAGACGCGGGAUUUCAACGACUCAUGAUGUCAUAGACACUGGAUUCCACUAGCCAAAUUAUUCUAAUAUUGUAUUGCUACAGUUUAUUACUUGUAUUUUUUAAUUUCUCAUAUUUAUGCUUUUUCAACAUGUAUAUUAUGUAAGGAAUUAAAUCAAAUAACGCUAAAUAUUUUUGAGUUAUAAUUAGUUUUGAGAAAUGAACCAACUUAUUUGUUCUGGGGAAAAUGCAUCACCGUUAGCAGUUAAUUUUAUUUAGAAAACGAACGUUUUUAUUAACUCUGAUAUUUACUUAAAUAUGCUUAUUUUAUUGUAAGAAAUAUUAGAAUAAGUUGUCAAUGGAACAGCAUAUAUUGAUUUUCGUAUAAUGCAAUAUUCCAAUGUUCCAAUUUAUAUCUCGUAAACUUUCACAGCUUUAAAAAAGGAGUGAUUUGAUGGGACUGAUAUUUGAAAUUGUAUGUUAUAUGUGGUCAUUAUAUCAGCUUGGUGUAGUUACUAAUUUUCAUUUACAUUAAAGUUCGUUAUUUCGGAC